Plodia interpunctella (Indianmeal moth) is the source of this 2953-nucleotide messenger RNA. RefSeq names its product NADH dehydrogenase (ubiquinone) 75 kDa subunit (gene ND-75). The transcript has 14 exons. NCBI's taxonomy places the organism in Eukaryota, Metazoa, Arthropoda, Insecta, Lepidoptera, Pyralidae. Gene Ontology annotation, molecular function: NADH dehydrogenase (ubiquinone) activity; iron-sulfur cluster binding. The record is from RefSeq and is a predicted model, not a curated record. Gene Ontology annotation, biological process: ATP synthesis coupled electron transport; cellular respiration. The coding region runs from base 150 to 2345 and encodes 731 amino acids. Gene Ontology annotation, cellular component: membrane.
UUGACAUUGACAGUAACCGAACCUGUCAUCUUCCCGAAUAAAAAAUAGGAUUUUUUGGUAGGAUACUUAGGUACAUUAUUUAGUAAUUAAUAUUAAAACAGCAUUCCGCAACUGAAUAAGGAUAAUUAGUGUUUCAUACACGAUCGAAAAUGUUGCGCCAGCCGCUGUCUCGAGCGCUCGCGCUAGGCUCGCCAAGCCGUGUGGCCCCCGUGGCAGCUCGUCGAUAUGCUGAUGCCGUUGCUGCUCAACCAGAUAAAGUAGAGCUGUUCAUUGAUGACCAACCUGUGUAUGUGCCACCGGGUACCACUGUUUUACAGGCAGCAGCUCAGGUUGGAGUAGAAAUACCUCGUUUCUGUUACCAUGAAAGGUUAGCGGUUGCUGGCAACUGCAGAAUGUGCCUUGUUGAGGUGGAAAAAUCUCCAAAGCCCGUAGCAGCCUGUGCCAUGCCUGUCAUGAAAGGCAUGAGGGUUAAGACCAACUCAGACCUUACAAAGAAAGCCCGCGAAGGUGUUAUGGAGUUCUUGCUGGUUAACCACCCACUGGACUGCCCAAUUUGUGAUCAAGGUGGUGAAUGUGACCUUCAGGACCAGUCCAUGGCCUUUGGAUCUGAUAAGAGCCGCUUUACUGACAUUCAUUUCUCUGGGAAAAGGGCUGUAGAGGACAAAGACGUGGGACCUCUGAUCAAAACAAUAAUGACCCGGUGCAUACACUGUACACGAUGCAUUCGUUUUGCGUCGGAAGUGGCUGGCGUCGACGACUUUGGUACCACUGGUCGAGGAACAGAUAUGCAGGUCGGCACUUACGUGGAGAAAAUGUUCCUGUCAGAACUGUCGGGCAACAUUAUUGAUCUGUGCCCAGUUGGAGCUCUCACCUCCAAACCCUACAGCUUUGCUGCACGACCCUGGGAGACCAGGAGGAUCGACUCCAUCGAUGUAUUAGACCCUCUGGGUAGCAACAUCGUGGUCGCCACCCGCACCAAUGAAGUGUUGCGCAUUUUGCCGAGAACUAAUGAGGAGAUCAAUGAGGAGUGGUUGUCGGACAAGUCUCGGUUCGCGUGCGACGGCCUGAAGCGGCAGCGGCUGGUGACGCCGAUGCUGGCCGACAGCCGCGGGAACCUCACGCCCGUGGAGUGGGAGGACGCCAUUGUGGCCGCCGGCCGCGCGCUCCGGGACUGCCCGCCUGAUAAGUUGCUAGCCGUGGCCGGGGACCUGGCAGACGCGGAGUCCCUGGUGGCCCUCAAGGACCUGGUGAACCGCCUGGGCUCCGAGAACAUCUGCACGGAGCAGUACUUCCCGCUGCAGGGCUCCGGCAUCGACCUGCGCUCCUCCUACCUGCUCAACACCACGAUAGCCAAUGUGGAGGAAGCGGACUUCGUGUUGCUGAUAGGCACCAACGUGCGCUUCGAGGCGCCGCUGCUGAACGCGCGCAUCCGCAAGGCGUUCAUACACAAGGAGGCCGAUGUCGCGCUCGUCGGGCCCAACGUGGACCUCACCUACGACUACACGCACGUGGGCGAUUCAGCGUCGGUAGUGAAGGAGCUGGCCGACGGCACUUCGUCGCAUGAAGUGCUGAAGCGGCUCGAGAGCGCCAAGCGGCCGGUGGUGAUCCUCGGCGCCGACCAGCUGGCCGCUGAGGACGGCGGCGCCUUGCUGGCGUUCACGCAGGAGCUGGCUCUCAGACUACAGGACAAGCUUCAGGACAAACAGUGGAAGGUGUUAAACGUGCUGCAGCGGACGGCGUCGCAGGUGGCGGCCCUGGACAUCGGCUACCGGCCCGGAGUGGGGGCGCUGCUGCAGGCCGGGCCCAAGGUCGUGUACCUGCUGGGGGCCGACGCCGGCGUCGUCACCAGGGAACAGCUGCCCAAGGACGCCUUCAUCAUAUACCAAGGUCACCACGGCGACGCGGGCGCGGCGUCGGCGGACGUGGUGCUGCCGGGCGCGGCGUACACGGAGAAGCGCGCCACGUACGUCAACGCGGAGGGCCGCGCGCAGCAGGCGCUGCCGGCCGUGGCGCCGCCAGGGUUGGCGCGCGACGACUGGAAGAUCAUCAGAGCGCUAUCGGAGGUGGUGGGCGAGCGCCUGCCGUACGACAACCUGGACGAGGUCCGCGGCCGCCUGGCGCAGGUCAGCCCCGCGCUGCAAGCGCUCGGACACGUGCAGAACAACAACUACUUCGCGCAGGCGCGGGAACUGGCUCAGAGCCUACAAAAGCCCGUGUCAGGCAAACUGGACGUGCAGCUGAAGCAGCUGGAGGACUACUUCAUGACGGACGCCAUCAGCCGCGCCUCGCCCACCAUGGCCAAGUGUGUCCAAGCUGUACUUAAGCAAAAGACCUCACCAUACUAGACGGAAACCACUGCGCGUACACGAAUUAAAAAAAAGAUUCAUAGAUAAAAUAUUUUUUCGAACGUUAUUUUUUUUUCAUUCAAAUUUCGUUCUGUGCUUGAUGAGAAAUUCGUGUACAUUGUUUACGGUUUUAGAUAUUUAGGAGUAUUCCUGAUAUCAGCCGAUUGAGUGUGUUAGGUUUAAAUUUUUAAUUUUCCAUCCAAUUUUAUUUUUAGUAUAAAUUACAACAGUGUAAAUCUUUGACACUGAAUCGGUGAUAUCGAUAACUUAGGAUAAUUAACAAAUUUAUAUUUCGCCUUUCUGCAAUCAUUUUUACGAAGGAAAUACUACAGAAAUGCACCAGUGCAGUUGAGUGUGUCUCAUCUUACGAGUACUCAACUGGCAUUCGACUGCAUGUACAUUGUGAUUUAAAGCUAUUUAUUUUGUUAUUUAAUAGUUAAGACUAAAGUGUGUCGUUAAAAUUUCAACUUAUCCAACAAAAUAAUCAUGUUAUUUAUAACUAAGAAACGAAAGGUACGUAAUGGAUUGAAAAGGAAUUUCAGUGUAAGAUCAAGUUUUGUAUAUAGCAAAUGUGUAGUAUAAUAAAGGUAGUAUAAUGAUUGUCGAAA